GGGGAGGAUAGAUCUUCUCAGCUGUCCGGGAAGCAUAGAAAGCUUUCCCAUUAGUAUGAUCUUGUGGCCUUCUUGUUUCUCUAAACUACCCAAAAGUCUAUUCCGCCUCUCCCAAAACUACUCCCUCUAAUAUAAGGCGACGAUCGCAUUUGUUAAAUGCGGGUGCGUAGCUCUUCAUUCUUCCCGCUCAGAGCCACGGCGACGCAACACCCUUCCAAAGUCUCUUCCACUGAAACCAAAACCCUAGAACCAUGAGUUCUGAAGCUGUGAACCCCAAAGCAUACCCGUUGGCUGAUGCUCAGCUUACCAUCACUAUUUUGGACCUCAUUCAGCAAGCCGCCAACUAUAAGCAACUCAAGAAGGGAGCCAAUGAAGCAACAAAGACUUUGAAUAGGGGUAUUUCAGAAUUUAUCGUGAUGGCAGCAGAUACUGAACCACUGGAGAUCCUUCUCCAUCUCCCUUUGCUAGCUGAAGAUAAGAAUGUACCCUAUGUCUUUGUUCCUUCAAAGCAAGCUCUUGGUCGAGCAUGUGGAGUCACAAGGGCAGUGAUUGCGUGUUCUGUAACCAGCAAUGAGGGUAGUCAAUUGAAACCCCAAAUACAACAACUAAAGGAUGCAAUUGAGAAGCUCUUGAUCUGAGUUCUAAUCUUUCUGGCGGAAUGGAUCUUGGGUCGUGAAAACCUUCAACUGAUGCUUGAUUUAAUGACGUUGUUGUUUCUUUCACCCUGCACCCUCGGAUCUUUGUCAUCGUUUGUUCUAAAGACAAUUUGUUACAUUGGAGUUAUUUUCCUGUAUUUGGGUCUUCCAAACUUACAAGGAAGUGUAUGAGAAGUACUUCGUAAGUAUAUAGAGUUAUGGCAAUUAUGCUUGUUUUGAUUUCAAAA
Amborella trichopoda is the source of this 883-nucleotide messenger RNA. RefSeq lists its product as uncharacterized. Gene Ontology annotation, molecular function: RNA binding. The record is from RefSeq and is a predicted model, not a curated record. Gene Ontology annotation, cellular component: nucleolus; ribonucleoprotein complex. Gene Ontology annotation, biological process: ribosome biogenesis. NCBI's taxonomy places the organism in Eukaryota, Viridiplantae, Streptophyta, Magnoliopsida, Amborellales, Amborellaceae.